CAAAAACAAGUCAACUGCUCCCACCAUAACUAUGGCUGCUUCAAUCCUAUUGAAGCAUAGAUGUCCACAAAUGUCUGCCCAGGCUUACAGAUAUUCCAUAGGAGUCCUCUGGCAUAGUGGAGCUAAAAAGCAGGGAUUCCUGAGAAGUAACAGAUGGGGUGUUUCCAUUAGCCAUUCCAUGACUUUGAGUAAAUUAGAUGAAAUGGGUGUUGGACAGGCGUCUCAAAGGAUGGAAGGAAGACCUUGAAACUCAUGCUAACUGUGCAAGCUUAUUGUUGGAGACUCAGCGAUUUUUAAGUGAGAGGAAUGAGCAUGAAUUUAUACCACCAGGAGUUUCUACAAUAGAUAUUAGUGGACUUGAUUUAUCAUUUCCCACUUUGCCACAAUAUUCCGCGCAAGAAGGUCCACCCAAAGUGACCAAAUGUUCAUCAACUCAUCUUGUGAAUGAUGAACAGCACUUACCAGUGGCAAUGGAAUGCAUGCCGGUAGUACAAAAUGAAAUUAAGGACAAACGUAAGAAACAUCUUGGCCAGAAAUUCCAAGAAGCAUCAAUAGAAAACAUUUUUGAAUUAAUUGAUAAGGAACUUCCACAAAGCAAGUAUGAUUCACUUGAUACAUCUGUCAUCAAUAGACUUGUGCACACACAUGAGAGUCUAAAGCCACCCAGUUAUCAAAUUAUUGGUGAUAAUAUUGACCUUCAUGUUAAGGCUAAACACAUGAGCAGUGAACGGCAAAAUAAAAGCAUCCACUGGUUUGCACUUAAUGCCAUACAAGAUGGAGUCAAUGGCUUGGAUCUCCCAGAUGACAAUCCGAUAAAAGAUGUCCUUGAAAUGGAAAACAUUGAAUUUUUACCAUCAAUAACCGAUAAUGACGAUCUACUGCAUGACUUGAUUCCCUUGUGUGCCAGGAUUGCAAUUGAAAAAUUACCAGCCCUUAAUUGCUUCAAGGAUGUUAAAAUUUGUCACAUUCCACAUAGAUACUCACAAGUAAUGAAGCAGAAGUCAGCACAGGAGCCACUAGGUAUUCUAUUUAAAAAUGAAAACCUGAAUGAUGAAAUGAUAGACAUUCUUCAAGCCAUUCAUGACAACUACAUCCCAGUAACAGUGACACAAGAGCCUACAGAAGAUGGGUACACAUUAGCUUCUGAAGUCACGGAACAAGUAUUCUUUGGAGGUGACCAGUUAACAGAYGAAAGGGCCAGAAAUUCUAUUGAUGCUAGAGGUGAUGGAGAUUCUCUACUUGAAAGGAGUAAUUCCAAAAGUUGAAGACUGGCAUGCUAUCAGACUUGUGUAUCAGAUCAUGUACGAUAUAUUAUAUCAUCCGAACUCUGCCAAUGAUGCAGGGAGCAUGUGCUCAAACAUGAAUGUUACCAACAACACAAAUGCAAAAACAAAGAAUGUAUUAGACAAUUUUAACUACUGCAAGGACUUUGUAAAAGUUGAGACCGAGGCAUUUAUUGUUGCUGCAUUCAUGGCCCAUUUCAAGAUGGAAUCAUAUGAAGGUAGCAUUAACAUCCCUACAUCUGUACUGAAUGGAACGAAGGAAGAUAGAGCUAUGUGGCUACACCAACAUGUGAAAGAAAUGUUAGAAACAUUCAUAAUGACAAAGCAAACAAAAGAGUAUUAGAGCAACUAAUAGAAGAAGUGACCAUUGCAAAUCAGCCUCCUCAGCCUAAAGUGUUUCUCUGCCGAUGCUGUGGGAAGUCAUAUGUUUACAAAAAAUGUCGUGAUCGACAUGAAGUUCAACUACACCCUGACUUCACACCACCUGUGGAAGAAACAUGUGACAAGGAAACAUCUGAUUCAGCAGAUGACCCCAAGCAAGAUAAUAAGCAUGAAGAUUACAUUCACAAUUAUGCUUGUGCAAGAUUGCUACUCCACAAUUUUGAUGAUUCUG
Molecule: messenger RNA, 1896 nt
Organism: Actinia tenebrosa (Australian red waratah sea anemone)
Lineage: Eukaryota; Metazoa; Cnidaria; Anthozoa; Actiniaria; Actiniidae
Source: RefSeq, a predicted model, not a curated record